UAAAAAUUCUACUUUUAUCUUGAUGUACAAGAUGCCUAGACCAUUUAGUAAUCAUCCACCUGCUAGAAAAGAAGCCACUCAAUGGGCUAGUUGGGUUGACAAAGAAGUGCAGCAACACUCUGAUCAAACUAUAGAUUCACUCCCUGAAAAGCUUCAUCGCAUUUCUCCUAAUGCAUCAGCAACCACGAUACCAUUACAUUACCAACAACAACAACAACAAAACAAAGGUUACUAUGUUAUUCCUAACAAGGAACAACUGGCUGCUAUUUUACCUGAAAAGACACUUUGUUUUUGCAGUAAACCAGCUUACCGCAGCUACACAUUAGAAUAUGGCCCUAUUUUAGAAUGUGGCAACUUUGCUAAUGAUCCUACCAUCGAUUCAGAUCCGCCUAUUCAUAGACUACAAAAACAAUUUGUUUGUGGUUUCCAUGUACACGAAACGAGUUGGAAGCGAGUCUGUGACCAAAUACGUCAGAAGAACACUGUGCAUUCAGAAUACACUGAACUACGUACUUGUCCACUUUACAACUUUACUUAUUGCACCAUGUUUCGCCUCACCAACAGUUUCAAAAUGGAUACACCUACUAUUUUGCCUGAAUGUUUUUGUCAUCGUCCAGUAGUGAUGCGUAUUCACCCUAAAGAAGGGGUUCAAUUCGCGUGUAAAAACAGUUUUGUAGAUGGUGCACCUAAAUGCAGUUGGGUACUCAAGGCAAGUGAAGUGGCUUUCCCUAGGCCUAAAUACCGUAUCCAUACCUUUGUGGAUAACGACACCUAUAUUCAACAAAAGCAGCACAAAGUAAAAGAGAUCAAAAAGAAAUCAGCAGAGGAUUAUGAACGCGAACACAAGCAUGAAUUAUUGGCUGCUUUGACUGGAUCAUCCCAUAAUAUACCUGAAGAGAAAUUGUGUCUCUUGAACCAGAAAGCCAUCAACUUUAAUGAUUUGGUCCUGGAAGAAGAGAAAAGGCAAAAAGCAUUGAUUGUACCUACCUGUGUCAUGGCCAACAAAAAAGCACCUCGACAAUUAUCCACCACAACUUCGACUUCUUCUUGCUCUUCCGCUUCUUCAGCUGUUACUUCAUCUAUUCAAUAUUUCUCGGCGGACAUGGAAAUAAUUGUGAAAGAGAAUGCAGAUCUCAAGUUGGAUGUUACAAAGAACAGGAGAACCAUUGAAUUAUUGAAUGCCAGCAUGGAUGAUAUCAAACAAAAGAACACGAAACUAAAGACAGAAGUCAGUCGUCUUCAGAAAGACAUGUAUCGCUCUCAGAAUGAAAAAGAAGAAGAGACAGUGCUCAGAAUGAAUUGUCAGGAACGAUUGACGAGUAUUGAAUUGGAUUUUGUACGAUUGAUGAACGAAAAAGAAAAGAUACAAGAAGAGUUACUGCUUCAUAUUGAAGAAAAGAAGAAAUUAUCUGGUCAUGAAGAUGAUCGAACAAAGUGUGUUUUGUGCUUUACUCAAUUGAUUGAAUACUGUUUAGUGCCUUGUUAUCAUUAUGCCUAUUGUCAUUUAUGUGCUUCAAGACUGACUGAAUGUGCUAUUUGUCGAAGAUCCAUUGAAAAGAUUCAAAAGAUCUAUGCACCUUAAUUUAUCUUUUGAUAUAUAUAUGAUACCCUUCAAUACAG
Gilbertella persicaria is the source of this 1620-nucleotide messenger RNA. RefSeq lists its product as uncharacterized. The record is from RefSeq and is a predicted model, not a curated record. The transcript is spliced from 2 exons. NCBI's taxonomy places the organism in Eukaryota, Fungi, Mucoromycota, Mucoromycetes, Mucorales, Choanephoraceae. Bases 23 to 1582 code for a protein of 519 amino acids.